GAAAAGAAACCCACCCACCCACCAAAAAAAAAAAAAAAAAAUCCUGUGGCGCGCCGCCUGGUUCCCGGGAAGACUCGCCAGCACCAGGGGGUGGGGGAGCGCGAGCUGAAAGCUGCUGGAGAGUGAGCAGCCCUAGCAGGGAUGGACAUGAUGCUGUUGGUGCAGGGUGCUUGUUGCUCGAACCAGUGGCUGGCGGCGGUGCUUCUCAGCCUGUGCUGCCUGCUACCCUCCUGCCUCCCGGCUGGACAGAGUGUGGACUUCCCCUGGGCGGCCGUGGACAACAUGAUGGUCAGAAAAGGGGACACGGCGGUGCUUAGGUGUUAUUUGGAAGAUGGAGCUUCAAAGGGUGCCUGGCUGAACCGGUCAAGUAUUAUUUUUGCGGGAGGUGAUAAGUGGUCAGUGGAUCCUCGAGUUUCAAUUUCAACAUUGAAUAAAAGGGACUACAGCCUUCAGAUACAGAAUGUGGAUGUGACAGAUGAUGGCCCAUACACGUGUUCUGUUCAAACUCAACAUACACCAAGGACAAUGCAGGUGCAUCUAACUGUGCAAGUUCCUCCGAAGAUAUAUGACAUCUCAAGUGAUAUGACCAUCAAUGAAGGCACCAAUGUCACCCUUACCUGUUUGGCCACCGGAAAACCAGAGCCUUCCAUUUCUUGGCGGCACAUCUCCCCGUCAGCAAAGCCAUUUGAAAAUGGACAGUAUUUGGACAUUUAUGGAAUUACAAGGGACCAGGCUGGAGAAUAUGAAUGCAGUGCAGAAAAUGAUGUGUCAUUCCCAGAUGUGAAAAAAGUGAAAAUUGUCGUAAACUUUGCUCCUACUAUUCAGGAAAUUAAAUCUGGCACCGUGGCCCCUGGACGCAGUGGAUUGAUAAGAUGUGAAGGUGCAGGUGUGCCGCCUCCGGCCUUUGAAUGGUACAAAGGAGAGAAGAAGCUCUUCAAUGGCCAACAAGGAAUUAUUAUUCAGAAUUUUAGCACAAGAUCAAUCCUCACUGUUACUAAUGUGACACAGGAGCACUUCGGCAACUAUACUUGUGUGGCUGCCAACAAGCUAGGCACAACGAAUGCGAGUCUGCCUCUCAACCCUCCAAGUACAGCCCAGUAUGGAAUUACCGGGAGCGCUGACGUUCUUUUCUCCUGCUGGUACCUUGUGUUGACACUGUCCUCUUUCACCAGCAUAUUCUACCUGAAGAAUGCCAUUCUACAAUAAAUUUAAAGACCCAUAAAAGGCUUUUAAGGAUUCUCUGAAAGUGCUGAUGGCUGGAUCCAAUCUGGUACAGUUUGUUAAAAGCAGCGUGGGAUAUAAUCAGCAGUGCUUACAUGGGGAUGAUCGCCUUCUGUAGAAUUGCUCAUUAUGUAAAUACUUUAAUUCUACUCUUUUUUUUUUUUUGAUUAGCUACAUUACCUUGUGAAGCAGUACACAUUGUCCUUUUUUUAAGAUGUGAAAGCUCUGAAAUUACUUUUAGAGGAUAUUAAUUGUGAUUUCAUGUUUGUAAUCUACAACUUUUCAAAAGCAUUCAGUCAUGGUCUGCUAGGUUGCAGGCUGUAGUUUACAAAAACGAAUAUUGCAGUGAAUAUGUGAUUCUUUAAGGCUGCAAUACAAGUAUUCAUUUCCCUGUUUCGAUAAGAGUCAAUCCACAUUUACAGAGAUGCAUUUUUUCUUUUUUGAUAAAAAAGCAAAUAAUAUUGCCUUCAGAUCAUUUAUUCAAAAUAUAACACAUAUCUAGAUUUUUCUGCUCGCAUGAUAUUCAGGUUUCAGGAAUGAGCCUUGUAAUAUAACUGGCUGUGCAGCUCUGCUUCUCUUUCCUGUAAGUUCAGCAUGGGUGUGCCUUCAUAAAAUAAUAUUUUUCUCUUCGUCUCCAGCUGAUAAAAGUGUUUUGCCAAAUCCUACAAUUUGAAAGCAAAAAUUAAACUAUAAAGAUCAAGUUAAACUAUAUCCUAUCUCCAUUGGACUGUAAAAUUCUCUCCCCUCAUUAUUGGGGUUUGAGAAUUUUGCCUCACAAUGAUGCAGUUUUAUGAUGAAAAGUAAUUUAACUAGCAUGGUACAGGUAAAUUUACCAUAUGGUGUCUUUAGUUGUUGCUAAAUGUUAGAUCCACUAUGGUGAAUAAUUCCCUUUAACAUGGCAACACAAUCCAUUCAAGGGAUUACAUAGCAAUACAGCAUUUCUCCCUUCACUAUAUUCCUACAUGAAUUUCUAAGAUGGUUUGUCAGAAAGGACAAAAAAAUCUGAUCACCUAAUAUUACAUGAGUUGGUAAGCACUCAAAAUUAAUUUGGUUCCAAGGCAGGUAAGUUGAUAUGACAGAUAGAUAGAGUGCUCCUAUGAAUAGGAGUACUUUGCAUAUUUUCUAUCUGAAAACAUCACUCAGUUGAUUGUUUAGAAUGUAUGUUCUAUUUUUAAAAAUCCAAAAUAUAACAAAAAUUGCACACUGGUAUAUCACAGAUCACUUUCUGAAAUAACUAAUUUGCAAUAAAAUAUUUCUCCAUAGUCUUUCCAGUGCCAACAAGUAAGGCCAAAAGAAAAGUAAUUACCAUGGUUUAUUUCUUCUUCAUGAUUUACAUAGAGGUGAUCAAAAGAAGACACAACUCUGGUGGUGAAAGUAUCUUAAGCUAUAUUAAUUAUCAUAAAUAUUAGGUGACUUUAUCAUUAAGAAUGAAAACUACAUUUUUGGAGGAAAUUGCUAUUACUCUGACAAGUAUUUUAUUACAGGAAUAGUUUUAUGAUUUUACUUUAAAGAAAACAUAGCCAUGAAAGAUAUUUAAUAAGUGUGACUAAGUUUCCAGUUUCACUACACCUAGAUAAAAAAUAUUGGUACCCUUCUGCAAGUCAUAAUAAUAACAAAACCCUACUAAUAAAAUUAGAUGCAAAUUUCACAAGGUUGUACAUAUUUAAGAUGUCAAAUAUUUUGUCCUAAAAGAAAUGGUUUGAAAAUUAUGAAUUUUUUCAAGUAAAAUUAGUUUAUUGGACACCAUAAUUCUAUUUUAAUUAGGAAAAAAAAAUGAAUCCUAAGUGAGGAGACAUAAGUAUAAAAUAUUUCUACCAAAUGGCAAUAAUAUGGCAUAGUGCUAUUCAGUUUACUCACUGUAAUAAUUUACCUUAUUUUGACUGAUAUUUUAAAAGUAGGCUUUUUAAACAUGACAUUUAAACUUUGGUUACUAUUGGUUUAUUUUUUUAAAAUAUCCUUUGUGGAAUUGGUGAGUAUAUGACUUUUUUUGUUGUAUUGCAGCUUUAAAGUGGCACACUCCAUAAUAAUCUACUUACUAGAAAUAGUGGUGCUACCACAGAUGUUAACCAUCAGUACCAUUGUUUGGGAGGAAGAAACAGAUCAAGAAUGCAUAUUUUACAGUGACCGCUUUCCUAGAGUUAAAAUACCUCCUCUUUGUAAGGUUUGUAGGGUAAAUGUGAGGUAAAUUGAGGUAUAAACUAUGGAUGAACCAAAUAAUUAGUUCAAAGUGUUGUCAUGAUUCCGAAAUUGUGGAGUCUGGUGUUUUUACCAUAGAAUGUGACAGAAGUACAGUCAUAGCUCAGUAGCUAUAUGUAUUUGCCUUUAUGUUAGAAAAGACUUUCUUGAGUGACAUUUUUAAAUAGAGGAGGUAUUCACUAUGUUUUUCUGUAUCACAGCAGCAUUCCUAGUCCUUAGGCCCCUGGACAGAGUGAAAUCAUGAGUAUUUAUGAGUUCAAUAUUGUUCAAAUAAGGCUACAGUAUUUGCUUUUUUGUGUGAAUGUAUUGCAUAUAAUGUUCAAGUAGAUGAUUUUACAUUAUGGACAUAUGAAAUGUCUGAUUAUUCCAUUUUAUCAGUCCUGACUGUACAAGAUUGUUGCAAUUUUAGAAUAGCAGUUUUAUAAAAUUGAUUUAUCUUUUGAUUUAUAACAAUUUUUUCUAGCUAUUCAUUUCAGAAUUAUAUUUCCCCAAGUUCCAUUUGUGGGGACUCCUUUUGUUGCCCCUGAAAUUUCUUUUUCAAAGAAGAGAGAAAAUAUAGAACACUUGAGGAAAGAAAAGACAGAAAA
Condylura cristata (star-nosed mole) is the source of this 4004-nucleotide messenger RNA. It is a transcript of the gene NEGR1, whose product is annotated as neuronal growth regulator 1. NCBI's taxonomy places the organism in Eukaryota, Metazoa, Chordata, Mammalia, Eulipotyphla, Talpidae. The transcript is spliced from 7 exons. Gene Ontology annotation, cellular component: neuron projection. The record is from RefSeq and is a predicted model, not a curated record. The coding region runs from base 142 to 1206 and encodes 354 amino acids.